This is a messenger RNA of Oryzias melastigma (Indian medaka), 7719 nucleotides long. RefSeq names its product thyroid hormone receptor interactor 12 (gene trip12). Gene Ontology annotation, cellular component: nuclear speck. The transcript has 41 exons. The record is from RefSeq and is a predicted model, not a curated record. NCBI's taxonomy places the organism in Eukaryota, Metazoa, Chordata, Actinopteri, Beloniformes, Adrianichthyidae. Gene Ontology annotation, molecular function: zinc ion binding; ubiquitin protein ligase activity. Gene Ontology annotation, biological process: DNA damage response; protein polyubiquitination; proteasome-mediated ubiquitin-dependent protein catabolic process. The coding region runs from base 195 to 6455 and encodes 2086 amino acids.
UUGAGAAGUAAGUAGUUCCUGAGCGGAUGAAUUAGGCGGAUGUAUACUGCAGUUGUAGGCCGCUCAGCUGAUGUGAAGCUGCUAGGUAGAGAGAAAAGAGGAGCUGUUGCCCUGUCUGUUACAACUACAACACUGGAACAAAUAGUGAAUGGUAGUGUCUAGAAAGGGUAUGUCCCUUCAGGAGAGAGGUGCCAAUGUCCAACCGGCCUAAUUCCAAUCCAGGGGGGUCACUGCGCCGUUCACAGAGGAACACUGCUGCGGCCCAGCCACAAGACCACACAGUAGCUGGAAGGUUGCAGACAGAGCAGACAAAACACAAAACAAAUUCCCCACCUGAAAGUAGAAGAUCCAAUUCUAAGGCUCCCAAAGCCACAGCCAGCUCCGCUACUGGCCAGUCCAGAGGGCACAGCUCAAGAAGAAGCGGUCUUACUUUGUCCGUGGCUUCAUUUGUUUUGCAAGAAGACCCUGAGACUGCAGGAACAUCUGAGCAAGAACGAUCAGGCCAUUUUUCAAAAAGCGAAGGCACCCGCGGACUCAAACGAAGCGAAGCUCCUGACCAAAUCAGUGUCCUUGGACCGACCCCUUCCAAGAAGUCCAAACCCAUCCACCCACCCCGAGACAAUACCUCAGAGACCAAGAAAGGCCCGGCAAAGUCCAAGAAGAGACCUGUGGCCUCAGACUCCUCUGCGUCAUCAGGUCGAGGUCAGAGCAAAAAGAGUGUGGUUGCUGGGGGCUCCCCGAUCCAGAAAAGGAAAAAAUCAGACACUCUCCCCGGUCUAAGUAGUACCGCUGCUUCCCUCCCUAAUUGUAGUGAGGGCAGAACUGCAAAACCCACCAAGCUGGCGUCUAAAUCAGCCGCCUCAGCCAAAGCUGGGUGUAGCAACGUGACAGACUCCUCCUCCUCUUCUGCUUCAUCCUCUUCCUCUUCCUCCAUAACAGGCACCAACAGCACUGCCACACAGGGUGCCAGAGUCAAACAGGGAAAAGAUCAGAGCAAAGCGCGUCGCUCUCGCUCAGCAUCUAGCCCCUCCCCGCGCCGUAGCACACGAGACAAGGAACAGGCCAAAACCACCAGCUCGUCAAAAUUUGAGUGGGCAGCACGCUUUAACCCCAAAGUCAACCUGCCAAAACCCAAACUGUCUUUACCCGGAUCCUCCAAAACCGAGACCUCCAAGCCCGGCCCAUCAGGACUGCAAGCUAAACUAGCAAACUUGAGAAGAUCCACCAAGAAGCGCAGCGAGUCUCCUCCAGCAGAGCUCCCCAGCUUUCGGCGGAGCACACGGCAGAAGACCACGGGCUCCUGUGCCAGCACCAGUCGGCGGGGUUCAGGCCUGGGCAAGCGCGGGGCAGCUGACUCUCGCCGCCAAGAGAAAAUGGCCGACUCCGACAACAACCAAGAUGGGGCCAACUCAUCAGCCGCUCGCACCGAUGAAGCUUCACAAGGAGCCUCAGCUUCAAGUUCAGUAGCUGGAGCUGUAGGUAUGACAACUUCUGGAGAAAGUGAGUCUGAUGAUUCUGAAAUGGGAAGGCUUCAAGCUUUGCUGGAGGCUCGAGGUCUCCCUCCUCACCUUUUUGGACCUUUGGGACCUCGUAUGUCACAGCUGUUCCAUAGGACCAUAGGCAGUGGAGCCAGUUCCAAAGCCCAGCAGCUGCUGCAGGGCCUGCAGGCCACUGGCGACGAGUCUCAGCAGCUCCAAGCUGCAAUUGAGAUGUGCCAGCUCUUGGUGAUGGGCAAUGAGGAAACUCUUGGUGGAUUUCCAGUCAAAAGUGUGGUUCCUGCUCUGAUCACACUCCUACAGAUGGAACAUAACUUUGAAAUUAUGAACCAUGCCUCACGUGCACUCACCUACAUGAUGGAGGCUCUCCCGCGGUCGUCUGCUGUGGUGGUUGAUGCAAUUCCUGUCUUCCUAGAGAAGCUCCAGGUGAUCCAGUUCAUUGACGUUGCAGAGCAGGCCCUGACUGCCUUAGAGAUGUUGUCAAGGCGACACAGUAAAGCCAUUUUGCAGGCCGGUGGGCUGGCAGACUGCCUUCUCUACCUGGAGUUCUUCAGCAUCAACGCUCAGAGGAAUGCCUUGGCCAUUGCAGCAAACUGCUGCCAGAGCAUCACUCCAGACGAGUUCCACUUUGUUGCAGAUUCUCUGCCUCUGUUGACUCAGAGACUCACACACCAGGACAAGAAGUCCGUUGAAAGCACUUGUCUCUGUUUUGCCAGACUGGUGGACAACUUUCAGCACGAAGAGAACCUGCUGCAGGAAGUGGCAUCAAGAGACUUGUUAACAAACAUUCAGCAGCUGCUGGUUGUGACUCCUCCUGUGCUCAGCUCGGGGAUGUUCAUAAUGGUCGUACGCAUGUUUUCACUAAUGUGCUCUAACUGUCCAAGCCUGGCAGUCCAGCUUAUGAAACAGAAUAUAGCAGAAACGCUGCGUUUUCUUCUGUGUGGUGCAUCAAAUGGCAGCUGCCAGGAGCAGAUUGAACUGGUACCCAGGAGUCCCCAGGAGCUCUAUGAACUGACUUCCCUCAUAUGUGAGCUGAUGCCUUGCUUGCCUAGAGAGGGCAUCUUUGCCGUUGAUGUGAUGCUAAAGAAGGGCAGUGCCCAGACAACAGAGGGAGCUAUCUGGCAGUGGAGGGAUGACCGAGGCCUGUGGCAUCCUUACAAUCGUAUCGACAGCCGCAUUAUCGAGACAGCCCACCAGAACGGGGAAGAUGAGAUCAGCUUGUCGACCCUGGGCCGAGUGUACACUAUUGACUUCAACUCUAUGCAGCAGAUAAAUGAAGAUACUGGAACGGCGCGUGGCAUCCAGAGGAAGCCCAAUCCUCUGUCCAACCCCAACACAGGAAGUCACCAGGAGGUCAGACGAGAAGAUGCACGAGCCCAGUUGAUGAAGGAGGACCCCGAGCUGGCAAAGUGCUUCAUCAAAACACUGUUUGGGGUCCUGUAUGAGGUGUACAGCUCCUCAGCUGGCCCUGCUGUCCGACACAAGUGCCUUAGAGCCAUCCUCAGGAUCAUCUACUUUGCUGAUGCAGAGCUUCUGAGGGAUGUGCUGAGGAACCAUGCUGUGUCCAGUCACAUUGCCUCCAUGCUGUCCAGCCAGGACCUGAAGAUUGUAGUUGGUUCUCUGCAGAUGGCUGAGAUCCUCAUGCAGAAGCUGCCAGAUGUGUUCAGUGUCUAUUUUAGAAGAGAAGGUGUGAUGCACCAGGUGAAAAACCUUGCAGAGUCGGAGAGCUUUCUGGUCACCAGUCCUCCCAAAGCUUGCCCUAGUGGUACAGCCAGUCUCUGCACCACAACCAUCAGCACUGCUUCGACGACGGCCACUAACAAUGCAACUUCUGACCUGGGCUCUCCCAGCUUCCAGCACAGUAUGGACGACUCUCUGGACCUCAGCCCACAGGGGCGGUUAAGUGAUGUCCUAAAGAGAAAGAGACUUCCCAAAAGAGGACCCAGGAGGCCCAAAUACUCUCCACCAAGAGACGAUGACAAAGUAGACAAUCAGGCUAAAAGCCCCACUAGUACUCAGUCCCCCAAGUCCUCCUUUUUGGCCAGUUUGAAUCCCAAAAGCUGGGGGAAGCUUGGUGCCCAAACUAAUAACGCCAACUCUGAGCAGUCACGCACUGCAGGGGUGAGUGGCUUGGCGAGGGCACCUCCUAAGGACUCCAUUUCCAAUAACAGAGACAAAAUAAAAGCCUGGAUCAAAGAACAGGCAAGUAAAUUUGUGGAGCGUUACUUCAACUCUGAAAACGUGGAUGGCAGCAAUCCUGCACUGAAUGUUCUCCAGAGACUCUGCACAGCCACUGAACAGCUCAGUCUGCAGGUGGACGGUGGCUUAGAGUGCCUAGCAGAGAUCUCCAGCAUUGUGUCCGAGUCUGACGUGUCGUCCUUUGAGAUCCAGCACAGCGGGCUGGUGAAGCAGCUCCUGGUCUACCUUUCCUCAAACACCGACAGAGACUUGCUGAGUCGUGACAUCAGGAUCAAGCGGUUCCUCCACGUGUUUACCGGCUGUCCAGCCCCAGGAAUGGAGGCUGUAGGUCAGCUGGACCCGACCGAGACCGCGCCCUUCCUGGCCCUGGUGUACAAAAUGAACAGCUGUCUGAGUCAGAUGGAGCAGUUCCCAGUGAAGGUCCACGACUUCCCCAGCGGUAACGGCAACGGCAGCAGGUCUGUCUCCAACCAAACCUUCAGUCUCACCGUUCAGAGAUUCCUGAAUCCUCGAGGAAAACCUUCAUCUCCAUUCUUCAGGGGUUCCCAAGCACUGAAGUUCUUCAACACGCAUCAGCUCAAGUGUCAGCUGCAGAGACACCCGGACUGCACUAAUGUCAAGCAGUGGAAGGGCGGCCCAGUGAAGAUCGAUCCCCUGGCUCUGGUGCAGGCCAUUGAGAGAUAUCUAGUGGUCAGAGGUUACGGUCGAAUCAGGGAAGAGGAUGAAGACAGUGAUGACGACGGUUCAGAUGAUGAAAUUGACGAGUCACUGGCGGCGCAGUUCCUAAAUUCUGGCAGCGUCCGGCACCGGUUACAGUUCUACAUUGGCGACCACUUGCUACCGUACAACAUGACGGUGUACCAGGCUGUGCGGCAGUACAGCCUCCAGGCGGAAGAAGAAAGGGAGUCGACAGACGACGAGGCCAACCCUCUGGGCCGAGCUGGAAUCUGGACCAAAACGCACACGAUAUGGUAUAAGCCUGUCAGAGAAGAUGAGGAUGGAGGCAAGGAUGCUGUGGGUGGAAAGAGGGGCAGAGCUCAGACGGCUCCCACCAAAACCUCACCCCGAAACGCCAAGAAGCAGGACGAGCUGUGGCACGAUGGCGUCUGUCCCAGCAUCAUCAAUCCUUUAGACACAUACCUCAAUUCAGAGCCACCUGAAACCAUAACCUUUGAUGACCCCUCUCUGGACGUCAUCCUGCUGCUGAGGGUUCUUCACGCCAUCAGUAGAUACUGGUUCUACCUGCAUGAGAAUGCUGCUUGUAAAGAAAUGAUAACUACCAAUGAGUUCAUAAACAGUAAAUUGACUGCCAAAGCCAACCGUCAGCUGCAGGACCCGCUGGUCAUCAUGACAGGGAACAUCCCCACCUGGCUCAUUGAGCUUGGAAAAAGCUGCCCCUUCUUCUUCCCGUUUGACACCCGGCAGAUGUUAUUCUAUGUAACCGCCUUUGAUCGCGACAGAGCCAUGCAGCGGCUUCUGGACACCAACCCUGAGAUCAACCAGUCAGACUCUCAGGACAGCAGAGUGGCUCCUCGCCUCGACAGGAAAAAGAGGACGAUAAACCGUGAGGAACUUCUCAAACAGGCAGAGUCUGUAAUGCAGGACCUCGGCAGCUCCAGAGCCAUGCUGGAGAUUCAGUACGAGAAUGAGGUUGGAACAGGUCUGGGCCCCACCCAGGAGUUUUAUGCUCUGGUGUCUCAGGAGCUUCAGAGAGCCGAUCUUGGUCUUUGGAGAGGUGAAGAGGUCACUCUGGCAAAUCCUAAAGGAAAUCAGGAGGGUACAAAGUACAUGUUCAGCUCCAGAGGACUGUUUGCAGUUCCAUUUGGCAGAACAACCAAACCAGCACACAUAGCCAAAAUCAAAAUGAAGUUCCGCUUCUUAGGAAAGUUGAUGGCCAAAGCCAUCAUGGACUUCAGACUGCUGGAUCUGCCCCUGGGGCUCCCAUUUUAUAAGUGGAUGCUGCGGCACGAGACGUCUGUGAGCUCACACGACCUGGUGAACAUCGAUCCAGGUGUGGCCAAGUCCAUCCAGCAUCUGGAGGACAUCAUUCGGCAGAAGAAGAGGCUGGAGCUGGACCGAUCUCAGACUAGAGAAACCUUACAGCAAGCUCUGGAAAGCCUGAACAUGAACGGCUGCUCCGUGGAGGACCUGGGCUUGGACUUCACUCUUCCAGGAUUCCCAAACAUCGAGCUGAAAAAGGGGGGCAAAGAUGUGCCGGUCACAAUCUACAACCUGGAGGAGUACCUCAGGUUGGUGGUUUACUGGACUUUAAAUGAAGGAGUCUCGAGACAAUUUGAGUCCUUUCGGGAAGGAUUCGAGUCAGUCUUUCCCUUGCAUCACCUGCAGUAUUUCUACCCAGAAGAGCUCGACCAGCUGCUGUGCGGCAGCAAAUCAGAGACGUGGGAUGUAAAGACGCUGAUGGAGUGUUGCAGACCGGACCAUGGAUACACGCAUGACAGUCGUGCCAUCCGGUUCCUGUUUGAGGUGUUGAGCAGCUUCGACGCGGAGCAGCAGAGACUCUUCUUGCAGUUUGUCACAGGAAGCCCCAGACUGCCUGUUGGAGGUUUCCGCAGCCUGAAUCCCCCUCUGACCAUUGUGAGGAAGACGUUCGAGUCGACGGAGAACCCGGACGACUUCCUCCCCUCAGUCAUGACCUGUGUAAACUACCUGAAGCUGCCUGACUACUCCAGCAUCGAGAUCAUGCGAGAGAAACUGUUGAUUGCAGCUCGCGAGGGCCAGCAGUCCUUCCACCUUUCCUGAUCUCAUCACAUCUCACAUUCAGAUGCCUUCAGCAGCAACUGAUUAAAUCAUAACUUCCCUAGUUUCUUUCUUUUUUUUUGUAAUCAAAUACAUUGAGGCUAAAUGUACAGCCUUCUUGUUAGAGAAAGCAGCUUGCAGAGAGGUUAAGACUUCAAAUAUAUAUUUGCUGCCCCGUCUCAUUAAAAUAAAAGGAGUAAAAACUUAUCAGUAGUUCUGUUUAAAAAGCUGAAAACAUCUGGGUGACGUUUUAAACUGCAUUGCUAUGUGAUAUUUAAAAAAAAAGGGAUGUCUCCUCUCUAGAGGGUCGGACAACCUGCCGGGUGUCUGAGGGGAGUGCGGGUGGGGAGGGGGUCCACAGGGCAAGCUAGGUUUACUUUAGCUCCAAAGAUCAUUUGUACAGACAAAUUUGCAGACUUUGCUCAUUCUUCACAUUUGAUAGAAUAGCUCUUUGUUUUCAUGUCUCCACCCCACCUCGGUUCGUCACUCUGCAUUUUCUUCUGUAUUAUAUUGUCCCCGGUUUGUUUGUUUGUUUGUGUGUUGCGUUUCGGUUCGGCUUACUCCCCCUCGUGUGUCUUUGCUUCCAGUUGUGAAAACUUGAGCUGCGUUUGGCUGAAUGCGGGUAGUGAUGAGCUCUUCAAUGUUCUUUUUUUUUUAUUUCCUUCCAUACCCAAGUUGAGAUUGUGUUCUGGCCUCCUUAUUAUAGAGAGCUUCAGCUCAAAUGAAGACUUGUAACCAGUGUGUUGAUCAGGUAAAUUUUGUUUUUGCUCUUAUUUUGAUAGAGUUGGCGUCUUUCUGUUUUGCCCUACUGGACGUGUGGGGUGGGGGCAUCUUACUAGACCAAGCUCUGAGCAACCCUCAACACAAAAUGUAGCUGGGCACACAAUUUGGCUGGUCUCAUUUUAUUGUUUCAAGGCCAGAUAGCAUUUCAAGUUCAUUUAUGGAAUAAAGUAUAUAUGCAGUUUCACACCCUGUUUCAGGUGGGGAUGUCUGCUUUACCCUUUUUUAAUUUUCUAUAUAGUCUUUAUUUCUUGCUGUAGUUGAUUUGUUGUUUUUUUUUUCUUCUUCAGUUCUUUUGUUUUUCUUUUUUUGCACUGCUGGCUUGGAACAAACCGUGGUGUGCACCUGCAGUCUGUGUCCAGGGGAUGGCGCCACUGUUUGCUCUCCUGGCCCAAUCGUUCAUGUGCUGGUUUCUAAGAUCUGCAAUAAUUUACUGCAUCAGGUUAAUGUUUUUACCUGAACAUAAAUAAAGUAACUGUUUGACUCA